Messenger RNA from Drosophila hydei, 1648 nucleotides. RefSeq names its product gastrula zinc finger protein XlCGF46.1-like. NCBI's taxonomy places the organism in Eukaryota, Metazoa, Arthropoda, Insecta, Diptera, Drosophilidae. Gene Ontology annotation, cellular component: nucleus. The coding region runs from base 92 to 1384 and encodes 430 amino acids. Gene Ontology annotation, molecular function: DNA-binding transcription activator activity, RNA polymerase II-specific; zinc ion binding; RNA polymerase II cis-regulatory region sequence-specific DNA binding. The record is from RefSeq and is a predicted model, not a curated record. The transcript has 2 exons. Gene Ontology annotation, biological process: regulation of transcription by RNA polymerase II.
UUUUCGCGUUACCAAACACAUUGCCAACACACUGAACCGCAAAAGAAUUAUUGUUAAUUUUUUAAAUGUAAUUUAUUAAUUAACGUACUCGAUGACUACUUACACUAAAUGCCGUGUUUGUAUUUGUGCUCUUGAUGCAACUGUCGGCAGCUACGAUAUGCAUAAAUUGCCCCUGCUGGCGCACAAGUUCGUUACCUGCACCGAUCUGUCUGUGGAAGUGGAUGAGCGAGUGCCAAGCGAGCUGUGCCAAGCGUGCUUUAAUCAGCUGGAACUCCUCUAUGCAUUCCGUGCCAAGUGCAUAGCAGCUGACACGAAAUGGCGAAUGCAAAUUUUGGCAUUCUGUGAUGAUGAAGAGCCCAUAUAUGACUUGGAGGCGGCACCCACACAAGUUGAAGUUCAGGAACUGCACCUGGAGCUGACGAAUGAGAAGCAAAACAGAAAACAACUCAGAAGUCAGACAAAAUGCGUGCAGCAGCUAACGAAUGCUGCAGAAACGAAUGCGGAGCAUUGUCAUACGGAUGAACAGCUUGGGCAGCUCGAGGACAAAGUGGAUGACGAUACAAGUACCUCUCCACAGCUAACUAAAGAUGUCUUCAAAUGCAACAUCUGCGCCGCACAAUUCCUAAAUGAGAAGCGGCUGCAGUCGCAUAGUCGGCGACAUGGACAGAUGCCUUAUCCCUGCACCGAACCAGGCUGUGGUCGUGGCUAUAGCCACAAGCAUACGUUAUCCGUUCACAUGCGAAAGUGCCAUAAGCUUGGGAAGGAGCACAAGUCUCAUGUGUGCGAGUUCUGUGGCAAGGUCUUUGAUACCAUGGCGCUGCUCAAAAAUCAUCGCUUCACCCACAAGGACAAGUUGCAGCAGCCUUUCGCUUGCGAAGAGCCGAGCUGUGAGCGGCGUUUCGCCACCAAGCAGCUGCUAAAGAUACACAUGAUGCGCCAUGCAGGAAUCAAGAACUACACCUGCUCUUUCUGUGGCGUACAGAAGACGACGCGCACAGAACUCAAGAUCCAUCUGAAUUAUCACACGCUGGAGCGCACGUACUGCUGCCGGCUCUGCUCGAAGGUGUGCUACAGCUCCAGCAAUCUAAAUAAGCAUAUGCGCACCAUACACGAACGUGCGCGCAAUUAUGCCUGCCGCUAUUGUGAGCGAGCAUUCAUACAGCCGGAGACGCGCAAUCAGCAUGAGCUUAUACAUACGGGCGAGAAGCCGCAUGGAUGCGAAGAAUGUGGCAGACACUUUAGACAAAAGGCAGCUCUGCGAGCUCACCUUAAAAUACAUACGCGACAGCCCAAGAAGUCAGAUGCACCAAUAGAAACAGAAACAUUUGUAGAGAUUGAAGACGCUGGCGUUGUGCUGCAAAGUGAAGACUUGGGGUACGAUUGAAGACGGGUAAACAAAUGAUCAGAUUUCUCCUGGGUCAUAGUCGUUUAAUGGGAGAGAGUGAAACUGAAGAGACAAAAGGCAGCGAGCCAGAGCACUAAGAAAUAUCUUACCUUACAAAGACAGGGACAGCGAGAGAGAGAGUUUAGUAGAGACUUGUGAAAUAAAACACUGCUGCGUAUUUUGGGAUUCAGAAUGUAAAUAGCAAUAGUUUUUAAUUAUAUUUAUAUAUUUUUUCAACUAAAACAAAAAUGUACAAAAAUUAAA